AUGUAUGCGAGUUCAGCUCCGAGUUCUUCUUUAACGAGACUCUACAUUUGUGCAAAGUUAGAACGUGUUUUUUUUAGUGCCAGUUCAUUUAAAAAAAUUUUUUUUUACUGUUUCAAUGUGCAAUUUAUUUAUUUAAUUAGAUGGUGUAUAAAACCAAUUUCUAAACACAAAAUGUGCAACCGGGCACUUAUUGUGUCGGUGACAGGUUUUUAUCCAGAAGCAGGGUUGGAGAAGCGUAACGGCGCUUAUCGUGAUGUACGACGACUUCACCGCGUGCUAAGUAAACUCGGUUUCUCCGUAAAGAUCCUGAAUGACCUCGAAGCUGAUGAGAUCUACGAGGCAUUUAAAACAGAAAGUGAGAAGGCUGUUGACAGCUGUUUUGUGGGUGUAAUAUCGAGCCACGGUGAAGAAGGCGUCAUUUUCGGAGCAGACGGACAUCCUGUAAGACUCGGCCACCUCUACAGCUACUUUGGAGGUCUGGAGAUGGCUGGAAAAAAAAAAAUGUUCCUUAUCCAGGCGUGUCGGGGGAAUGAGCUGGAUGAUGGGGUUAAGAUUGAGUCUGAUGGUUUGUCUGAAGUUAGCAGUGUGUCCGAGUGUCUCUCCGUGCCACUUGACUCUGUGGUCGUGUAUGCCACGCCUCCUGGUUACAGCGCCUUCAUGAACCUGGCCGGCUCCGUCUUCAUCCAGACCUUCUGUGAGCUGCUGGAGGACGGAGGAGCUGAGCUGGAGGUGACACGCCUCCUCACCCGCCUCAACCACCACAUCGCACACCACUUCCAGGCCCGAGGCCAAACGCUGGGAGGCAAGAAAGAAAUGCCGUGUUUCGUUAGCCGCCUUACCACCGACUUCUUCCUCUCUACGGACUCCAGGAAGAAGCAAGAAUGCGAAGCGUCUCUCAGAGCUCGAAAAAGUUCUGUAGGCUGAACCACGCUGAGCUGAAGCAGGGAGCAUAUAGUGUGUGUGAGAGAGAGACACUUCUGUGAAAUACACUGUCCCAAAACAUCCAGAAACAAACAGAAGUUGAAACAUGGUUUGGAAAAUUUCUGAAUGGUUUUUGUGAUUUUUGGUGCAUUUAUUAAUGCUGGAUUAUUUCCAGUUAAUUUUACAGACAUUUCAGAGCCAAGGAAAUUGCUGGGAUCUCUAUGAAAAUUAAGGAAUGGUGUCAUCAUAUACAUACGUGAAAGUUCUCUCUUUUUGGAGAGUGUAAUGCGCUUUUUGCUUCGUAACACUUAACCGGUGUUUGCCCUUAGUCCUUUAUAUUAACAAAGAAAUACUGUGGUGGUGUUGAUAAUGUUAUCAUGUAGCCUUUGACCUGAAAACCACAGGGCAGAGGACUGCUGAUGCAGAAUGAAAGUAAAAGAAACCCAGGUAAAGGCAGGUGGGUGCAGGUAAUCUCUUUCUCACAUACACAUGCCUCAGCCAGGGAUUAACCAUCGGAUGUGCUGGAAUGUGAGUUCAUCUAGUGAGUAAUGAGUAAUGACGCAACCACUUAUACCCCAUCAAGCCAUAGGGAUCACGGACCUGUCAUAGCACAGAGACGAAACAUAAUGUUAUUUUACUUUGUGAGUACUGUCUUCUCCAUUUUUCCUAGUCUUUUUUUUGGUCAUAAAAUUGUACUGACAAACACUUGCACUCAGUGGUGAAGGUACUGGACUUGUAAUCGGAAGGUUGCUGGUUCAAGGCCCACCCCUGCCAAGCUGCCACUGAGCAAGAACCUUAACCCACAAGUGCUCAAGUUGUUCUGUCAUAAUUGUAAAUUGCUUUGGAUGAAAGCCUCAGCUAAAUGCCAUAA
Molecule: messenger RNA, 1792 nt
Organism: Electrophorus electricus (electric eel)
Lineage: Eukaryota; Metazoa; Chordata; Actinopteri; Gymnotiformes; Gymnotidae
Product: caspase-3
Biological process (GO): proteolysis
Molecular function (GO): cysteine-type endopeptidase activity
Source: RefSeq, a predicted model, not a curated record